Oncorhynchus keta (chum salmon) is the source of this 906-nucleotide messenger RNA. Its product is annotated as piggyBac transposable element-derived protein 4-like. The transcript is spliced from 5 exons. The coding region runs from base 1 to 906 and encodes 301 amino acids. Lineage: Eukaryota; Metazoa; Chordata; Actinopteri; Salmoniformes; Salmonidae. The record is from RefSeq and is a predicted model, not a curated record.
AUGGACGAGAUUGAUCUGCGUGCCUACAUCGGGCUGCUAAUCUUUGCGGGUGUCUACAGACCUGCAAGACAUGCGAUAGACAAACUAGCGGCCAUAAGAGAGGUCUGGGAGAAGUGGGUGGAGCGUCUGCCAUACCGCUACAACCCUGGGCCUGAAGUAACAGUGGAUGAGCAACUGGUUCUAUUCAGAGGUCGCUGUCCUUUCUGUCAGUAUAUGCCCAGUAAGCCAGCAAAGUAUGGCAUCAAGAUAUGGGUGGCCUGUGAUGCACAAUCCAGCUACGCUUGGAAGAUGCAAGUCUACACAGGGAAGCCAACCAAUGGAGGCGCAGAGAAGAACCAGGGGAUAGGGGUUGUGACAGAUGGACUGAGGGGUUACACUGAGCUCCCCUCUGCACUCCUCACAACAAGGGGGAGAGAGGCCUUCUCAUCAAAGUUUGUCUUCACCCCCACCACCACUCUAGUUUAUUACCUCCCAAAGAGGAACAAGUGUGUGUUCCUCCUGAGGACACUGCACAAAAUGGCUGAGAUCAGUGAUCGGGAGGACAUGAAGCCAGAUAUCAUCCUGGACUACAACCACCUAAAAGCAGGAGUGGACAACCUGGACAAGGUGACUGGAAGCUGUAGGAGGAUGACUGUCCACUGGCCCCUGGUCAUCUUCCAUAACAUCAUUGAUGUGUCCUCAUUCAAUGUCUUUGUGAUUUGGAACAAGACCAACCCUACCUGGAUGCCUGAUAAGCAGAACAAGAAGAGGGUGUUCCUAGAGCAGCUGGAAAAGGCACUUAAACAGAUUCCACAUGUCCCCUCUAAGCUGCACACACUCACCUCCAGGACUGCCACACAGAAGAAAUACCAGGCCAGAGAACACACAGAGAACAAGAGACACAGAGAAGAGAUUGAACUCCACUGA